AAUAUUAUAUCACCGUGUUUUUUAUAAUAUAAUAGUUAAAUUUAUUUUUUAAUCAAUUUAAUAUCGUUAUAUACAUAUAUAUAUAUAUAUAUUGUAGUAUUUCUGUAUGCCAUUGACGGCCAAUAAUAUGGCUAGUCCGAAGACUAUCAAUACUAAAUACUUCACCAUUACAACAGUUGCUUUUACAUUUUUACAUUUCUGACACUGCUCAAAUCCGGCCCUGGUGAUUCCGUCAUCCAUCAGAUACCGAGAUGGCAUUAUUAGUGGAAUCACGGUCGUUUCGGCCGUUCAAGUCCAGUGAAGAAUAUCUUUAUGCUAUGAAAGAGGAUUUAGCUGAAUGGCUGAAUGGUUUGUAUCCUGAGCUCUACAUAAACGUGAAUAAUUUCAUGGAUAGACUUGAUACCGGCGUGGCUUUGUGCAAGCAUUCAAACUGUGUGAGGAACUAUGCAGAGGAACACGUGAAUCGAAGACAAGCGGCUGGGAAAUCUAAUAUUAGCGGCAUUGCGAGCAUAGUUCUUCAAUUACCAGCUGUACGAUAUUUACCCGGCGCUAAAGGUGGUACGUUUUUUGCUAGAGACAAUGUUUCCAAUUUCAUCAAUUGGUGCAGAAACGGACUUGGUGUUUUCGAGUGUCUGCUGUUUGAAACAGAUGAUCUUAUAAUGCGAAAAAAUGAAAAACACGUGAUCUUGUGUUUAUUAGAGGUCGCUAGACGUGGUGCUAGAGUUGGUGUGCCAGCUCCGAUGUUAGUGCAAAUGGAAAGACAGAUUGAUCGGGAAAUAGCAGCAGAUAAAAAGUAUGCUCAAUUUUCACAAGGAACUGAUUUUAAUGAUGGCGAUGAUACUGAUUUGAGUGACGGCGAAGACUUAACCGAAUACGCGCCAUCUCCUCAAAUUGUUACUAACGAUUUAAAAAGCUUAGAUGAAAUGGUACGGGAUCUUGUAGAGAGGUGCAAGUGUCCGACCCAGUUCCCAAUGAUCAGAGUGUCCGAGGGAAAAUACCGUAUCGGUGAUACUAAAGUCUUAAUAUUUGUCAGGAUACUGAGGAGUCACGUUAUGGUCAGAGUGGGCGGAGGCUGGGACACACUGUCUCAUUACUUGGACAAACACGACCCGUGUCGAUGCAAAACUGCUCAUCGAGCCCCGGUAUCUGCAAAACUGACGGGUGUCAGGAGCGGCGGGCCCACGUUGGAAAUAUCGCACGCCCAAGUACACUACGAAAGAUCACCGCCAAGAACACGACGCUCAUCCACUUCCAGCACCGGCAGCAGCGGUAACGGUGGUUACUCCGGCGGCCUGAGCUUGACGUCAGGUGGCCUAGCCACGGCUAAGCGGGCGAGCCGCCGCCGGAGCCGUUCGCCGUCCCCGCGGCCGACUGCCAAAUUGAGCGCACCCGUAGACGCUGGCCGCCGGAGCAGGAGUCCUACUCCCCGGCGGGCCACCGACCACUUGGCCGUGGCCAACUCGGGUUGCAGGUCUAGGUCGGUGACGCCCAGCAGGAGACUUACACGGCGAUCUGCGUCACCAUCGUCCGGAGCUGGUAACGGCGGCAGCGAUCGUUUGCUGAAUGUGCCAAACGGACAGCGACAGUCCAACGACCGCAGCCGUUCGCCGUCGGCGGCGCGCCAGCGAAGCGGAGUGGACGACACGCCGACGCCAAAGAUAUCGGUGAACUUCACGCCGGAACUGGCCGCCGAGUUGAGCGACCGUCUGCAAAGAUCUUCCAGAGAGUCGUCCGUGGACAUACAGCACCUGGAGACUGGAAAAAUGGACAGUGGCCGGAACGGUGGUGACGACUGCGACGAUGGCGACGACGACGACGAUGACGUGACCGUGGACACUUCGUCCACUUGCCGGGUUUCAGAUAAUUUCCGAGGCACCGGACAGUACCAUGUGCUAAACCCCAUGCCGGUGACGGCCAUCGGCGAGAGGCGGCACUCGACCGUCAGGGAGGAAGAGUCCGUGGUGGACACGACGCCGUUCAGCCGCGUGUCGGACAGCCUGAGGGUGGCCGCAUACGACGAUUGUCCACCGUCGGCGGGCCGGAAAAAGUCGCAUACGGCCCGCGGGGACGCGAAGAAGUCGGAGCCGGUCGGCACAGACAGUGGCUCGGAAGUAUCGGACGAGGGCUACAGGAGUCUGGGUGUGGUAGCUUCGCCGCCGUUCAACUCUAACGUGAAACACGUGCAAAAAUCAAACGGCACGCCACCGGUGACGAGAGUGACGCGGCCACCACGAAGCCGUUCGGCGGGCGGCAAGGAGACGCCUAGCCCGCAGCAGUCGCCGUUCCGCCGAAACCGUUCUACCACCCAGUCGUCGAGACACCAGCAGCCAGCGCCAGCUUUCGGGCGGUCGCAGACGCCGACGCCGAGCCGCCGAUCACCCGCACCGUAUGCAGACGGUGGCCAACAUCAACCAUCGUUUUCGACGUCGUCAACGCCGGCCACACCGCUGCUGGGCCGGAACAACACGUGGAACGCGGCUGGCGGCCGGCACUGGUCGUCCAAACAGCGGCCGCAACUUUCGGCCGACACGUUCUGCCAACAGGUGGCCGACAUCAUAAACCGGUACGCAGUGAUGGCUCCCAGUCCCCGGAAAGACUCGAAACCCGAUUCGCCGAUCGUCACCAGGAUACCGGCGCCCGUCCAAAGGACUUGAUCGUUUGUCGCCGUCGUCGUCGUCGUCGUCGAUUGUAACGACGGGUCUGCUGUCAAAUCGUUACCGAAGGGACGUGGUGGAGGGGAAAACCUCUUCUUUAAAAAAAAAAAAAUUAAUACUCUGUAUGCUUUGGUUUUUUACUCCGAUUCAGGCGAGUCCGUAGUGGUCUGCAAAUAUAAAAUGGCACCAUUGUCAUCGAUCUUUUAUAUUACCGUUGUGAUGCGAAAGACAUAUUCUGCUGUUGCAGCACACCGGAAAAGCGAUUUUAAUAACAAUAAUAGG
Molecule: messenger RNA, 2936 nt
Organism: Myzus persicae (green peach aphid)
Lineage: Eukaryota; Metazoa; Arthropoda; Insecta; Hemiptera; Aphididae
Product: GAS2-like protein pickled eggs
Exons: 9
Coding region: 252-2654 (800 amino acids)
Biological process (GO): regulation of microtubule polymerization or depolymerization; protein localization to microtubule plus-end; actin crosslink formation
Cellular component (GO): actin filament; cytoplasm; stress fiber
Molecular function (GO): cytoskeletal adaptor activity; microtubule binding; actin filament binding
Source: RefSeq, a predicted model, not a curated record